Molecule: messenger RNA, 9974 nt
Organism: Coregonus sp. 'balchen'
Lineage: Eukaryota; Metazoa; Chordata; Actinopteri; Salmoniformes; Salmonidae
Source: the annotation of a GenBank genome assembly
GAGCACCAUCUCCAGCGGGCCAUCUCGGCGCAGCAGGUGUACGGGGAGAAACGGGACAACAUGGUCAUCCCCGUCCCCGAAGCAGGGAGCAACAUCGCCUACUACGAGUCCCUCUACCCCGGGGACUUCAAGAUGCCAAAGCAGCUCAUUCACAUACAGCGUGAGAACUAUUACUAUUCAUGUAGCCUGUCUGUGUCUCUUUCUCCUGUCUGUGUCUGUCUUUCUCCUGUCUGUGUCUCUUUCUCCUGUCUGUGUCUGUCUUUCUCCUGUCUGUGUCUGCCGUGCCUGUGUCAGUCUUCCUCUGUGUCUGCCUGCUGUGUCUGUCUGUUAGCUCUAUCUGUCUGCGGUCAGUCGGCAGAGGUUUCUGUUUUUCUUGUCUUGAGUGUGCGCACAUACUGCAGUUUGUUUGUGUGUUCAUGCUGCUGCUUGUGUGUGCUCUGUCUGAGGUAUGUUUAAGUGAUUGUGUCAGCCCCUGGGGUAUCUCUAAUAGCAGCAGUGUGAUCCCAGACGUGUCCUGCUGUCUGAAAGCGUUUGAGCACACUCACUCACACAGGCUGCGGCGGGGGGAGAGUGGGGCACUCUGUUUGUCUGGAUACUCAGUAAGCCCAGGGGACCCCCUCUCAGCCCCAGUUCACAAACACACCUGUCUGCUCCGUUUUUUUCUAAAGGGCUUUCAUGUAGGAUAGAUGCAAAGGGAGGGUAGGCUUUUUGCAAGCUUAGCGUAUUUCUGGAGUUGGCAGCAUUGCGCUGCUGAUUGUGGGCAAAAAAUUGAUGUUUUUAUCAGAAUUCCCAUGGUCUUCUUUCUGUAACACCUAUUCACUAUAAAGUACACUACUUUUGACCAGGUCCCUUAGCGCUCUGGUCAAAUGUAGUGCACUAUAUAGGGAAUAGGGUGCCAUUUGGGAAGUACUCUAAAAGUACUGCAAAGUGUUGCUGGGGUUAUUUCUUACUUCGACCCGUCUUCUCUAUCACAGCUUUCAGUUUGGAUACAGAGCAGCCGGACUACGACCUGGAUUCAGAGGAUGAGGCGUUUGUGAAUAAGCUGAAGAAGAAGAUGGAGAUCACCUCUCUGCAGUUUGAGGAGAUGAUCGACCGGCUGGAGAAAGGCAGUGGCACGCAGGUACUUUAACCACACCACACCACAAUGCUCAAGGCAUUUCUUAGGCCAGUGUUAGGACAUAGGCCAGUGUUUCUCAAACCUCUUCUCAUGUACCCCCAGCAAUUCCUCCUAUUUGAUCAAAGAAGUGGAACGGCUAGGGGUACGUAAGGAUAAGUUUGGGAAGCACUUGUGUAGGCUGUAGGUGUUCAUUACUAGCCUAGGUGGGUUAUUGAGUACUAGAAAGAACAGUGUGACUAAAUGUGUGUUGCCUCCUCUCCUCAGCUGGUGAGCCUGCAGGAGGCCAAGCUGCUGCUGAAGGAGGAUGACGAGCUGAUCAAGGAGGUGUUUGACUACUGGACCAGGAAGCGAAAAAACUGUAAGAGUGGCUCGCUCAUCCCCACGGUGAAGCAGGAGAAGAGAGAUGGAUCCAGCACCUCAGACCCCUACGUGGCCUUCCGCAGGAGGACCGAGAAAAUGCAGACCAGAAAGGUGAGGCUUGAAGCCAGUUCCCACGGCAGUGUGUUUAAAGCCCCAGCCAUCACCCAGACACCAUUCUGGAUUUACCUGUGUGUCCUUUUAGCUGUAACCUAGGGCUGCAUUGGGCAUGCAUUUUAGUUCAGGAAAUCUGGGUCCAGGAAACUGGCCUACGAAGUACAGUAAAGCGAGAAUCUUGUUACUUACAUGUACCUCCAUAAAUCUAUCUUUAGAACCGUAAGAACGACGAGGCUGGGUAUGAGAAGAUGCUGAAGCUGCGGAGGGACCUGAGCCGUGCCGUCACCAUCCUGGAGAUGAUCAAGAGGAGGGAGAAGAGCAAGCGGGAGCUGCUCCACCUCACCCUGGAGAUAGUAGAGAAGAGGUGAGAAAGACCUUCAAAGCUUGAUUUAUCUCUGGUUUCUCACUGAGUUUUGGACCUUUAACAACUUGUUUUCUCAGUUACUCUCUAGGCUUUAGAAUGCUAUUUGCUGUGGGUAUAAAUUAUUGGUCCACCAAAUCAAAGAAAACCGUUGCUUUCUGUCUGCAGCUGUUAGAUUUCAGGCUGAUUACACAUCGUCCAUUUUGGGUCUGUGACUUGAGGAGUAGCCUGUCUGGUUGUUUAAAUCUGCUGUUUGUUAACCCAAGGAGACGCCUUUAGGAGUCAGGGCAGGCUGUGUGUGCGUCCCAAAUGGCACCCUAUUCCCUACAUAGUACGGUGGUGGUCAAAAGUUUUGAGAAUGACACAAGUAUUGGUCUUCACAAAGUUCGCUGCUUCAGUGUUAUGAGAUAUUUUUGUCAGAUGUUACUAUGGUAUACUGAAGUAUAAUUACAAGCAUUCCAUAAGUGUCAAAGGCUUUUAUUGACAAUUACAUUAAAUUUAUGCAAAGAGUCAAUAUUUUCAGUGUUGACCCUUCUUCAAGACCUCUGCAAUCCGCCCUGGCAUGCUGUCAAUUAACUUCUGGGCCUCAUCCUGACUGAUGGCAUCCCAUUCUUGCAUAAUCAAUGCUUGGAGUUUGUCAGAAUUUGUGGGUUUUUGUUUGUCCACCCGCCUCUUGAGGAUCGACCACAAGUUCUCAAUGGGAUUAAGGUCUGGGGAGUUUCCUGGCCAUGGACCCAAAAUGUCGAUGUUUUGUUCCCGAGCCACUUAGUUAUCACUUUUGCAUAUGGCAAGGUGCUCCAUCAUCCUGGAAAAGGCAUUGGUCGUCACCAAACUGUUCUUGGAUGGUUGGGAGAAGUUGCUCUCUGAGGAUGUGUUAGUACCAUUCUUUAUUCAUGGCUGUGUUCUUAGGCAAAAUUGUGAGUGAGCCCACUCCCUUGGCUGAGAAGCAACCCCACACAUGAAUGGUCUCAGGAUGCUUUACUGUUGGCAUGACACAGGACUGAUGGUAGCGCUCACCUUGUCUUCUCCAGACAAGGUGUUUUCCGGAUGCCCCAAACAAUCGGAAAGGGCAUUCAUCAUGUCCCUGAUGUUUUUCCUGGAGAGAAGUGGCUUCUUUGCUGCCCUUCUUGACACCAGGCCAUCCUCCAAAAGUCUUCGCCUCACUGUGCGUGCAGAUGCACUCACACCUGCCUGCUGCCAUUCCUGAGCAAGCUCUGCACUGGUGGUGCCCCGAUCCCGCAGCUGAAUCAACUUUAGGAGACAGUCCUGGCGCUUGCUGGACUUUCUUGGGCGCCCUGACGCUUUCUUCACAACAAUUGAACCUCUCUGCUUGAAGUUCUUGAUGAUCCGAUAAAUGGUUGAUUUAGGUGCAAUCUUACUAGCAGCAAUAUCCUUGCCUGUGAAGCCCUUUUUGUGCAAAGCAAUAAUGAAGGCACGUGUUUCCUUGCAUGGUUAACAGAGGAAUAACAAUGAUUUCAAGCACCACCCUCCUUUUUAAAGCUUCCAGUCUGUUAUUCUAACUCAAUCAGCAUGACAAAGUAAUUUCCAGCCUUGUCCUCAUCAACACUCUCACCUGUGUUAACCAGAGAAUCACUGACAUGAUGGCAGCUGGUCCUUUUGUGGCAGGGCUGAAAUGCAGUGGAAAUGUUUUUUUUUUUGGGAUUAAGUUCAUUUUCAUGGCAAAGGGACUUUGCAAUUAAUUGCAAUUCAUCUGAUCACUCUUCAUGACAUUCUGGAGUAUAUGAAAAUUGACAUCAUCAAAACUGAGGCAGCAGACUUUGUGGAAAUUUGUAUUUGUGUCAUUCUGAAAAUGUUUGACCAUGACUGUACACUAUGGGCCAUGGUCAAAGGUUGUGCACUAUAUAGGGCAGUGAUCAACUAAAUUCAGCUGGGGGCUGAUUUUCUUCUUGAGCGGAUGGGCCAGAACAUAAUUCCAAAGUCAUUUGGGACGAAUCCUGUAUGAUGGGUAUUAGCAGAGUAGUCCAAGGCUCUGCUGCUCAUGUUAAUUGGGGGCAUCAUUCAGUGCUCUGUUUUGCAUCCAUUAUCAAUUAGAAUUCACCUUAUUUGUGCAGUAAGGUCAAAGCAAUGAGCGCAUUCACUUUCACUCAUUACACUUCCCAUUAAAAAACAAACUGUUUUGUCGGUACAGAAUGGAAUAGAAUAAGCUGGCCUUAUUGUUGGUUAGUUGCUUAAUUUGUUUUUUGGGGCUUGCUGUUCCCUUGUGGAGCACUCAAUGAUUGUGUCCCAAAUAUCACCCUAUUCCCUGCAAAGUGCACUACUUUUGACCAGGGCCCUAUGGACCUGAUCAAAAGUAGUGCACAAUGCAGGUUGCCAUUUGGGACUCGGCCUUUCUAAACAUGACAUAUCAGAAUGGGAUAGAUUCCAUCUGAAAGUAGCUGUCACUGCGAGUUUAGAUUUUCCUUCUUUCCUUGAGUGCUUUUGAUUUGUAGUGACAUUUCAAUUUCCGCCUGUUAUCAGCCUGCCCUGCACUGGUGUCUCUGCACCUGAUGGUUUUAUUUUUACUCACAGUUGGAUUGGCGUAUUGUUCUAUGAUGGAAGAUGUUUUGCCCUCCUAUAGCAGAGACCCAGGUGGCCAACUUCCUUCACUACUUUUGAGUAUUUUCUCUGAUUUAGAAAUGGUGUAGCCUGCUCACAUACAGUAACUUGCCGGUGCAAAGUACAAAAGGUACUCAUGAGAGACACAUGGUUAGGCCUACUUGCACACUGUUGAAUGCUCCUGCAGUUUUAUUGUGCAACGUUUUGACCUAAAAAGGUAUUUCUCAAAUUCUUAGCCCUCACCCCCUCUUCCUCUGUGUCCUCCCUAGGAACGGCAUGCCUGACUACGGCAGUGAAGUGAUGGCAGAGACCCUGGCCCAGAGGGCUCUGGUGAAGCCCGUCUACACGAUACCCAUCAUUCCCCUCUCCAACAGCAACCAGUACCGCCACCAAGACCACAUGGACAUGAAGGAGUACAAAACUAAAGUAAGGUUCGGUCUUCAGGGAGAGGCACAAUCAUUCUGGGCAGAAGCAUCUGGUGCAUGCCGCCGUGCUUUGGCUCUCAUCUGCACAUCAAUGACUCACUGUUCUGUUUCUGAAUAGCACUCCCUCCAUCACAACACCACCUCCAGAUGAAAUGCUACAGGGCUCGGAAUACCUUUAUAGCACAGCCUCUCUAUCCUCCAUAGGACAUGUUAUAGGGCUCGGAGUAACUUUAAAAAAUGUUUGUUCAUUUAUUGAAUAGGACAGAGGUAGAGAGGAAAGGAUAGAGUGUGUUGAAAUAGCAGUGGGAUGGGUUCAAACCCACGCUGCAGCGGUAUAUGUGAUCUGGAGGCAGCGGCUUCGACCACUAGACCAACCUAGGCCACGCACUGAAUCCGUUUAAUAAUGUAGACUGCUGUGUAACGGUUUUCCUUUUAUCGUUUUCCUCCUUCCAGCCGGAGAAGACUGAGGUGGUCAGAACGAAGAGGAAGUACGAGAAGAAGCCUAAGAUCCCUCCUCUCUCUGCACCCCAACACUCUGGCCCCUCUGUGUUCAACCCCAAGGACCUCAACCAGUAUGACUUCCCCAGCUCUGACGACGAACCCUUCUCACAGGUAAACUCAUAAAAAAACACCUGUGGUGAUGACUGCGUCCUAAAGGGCACCCUAUUACCUAUUUAGUGCACCACUUUUCACCAGGGCCCAUAGGGCUCUUGUCAGAAGUAGUGCAACUGUAUAGGAAAUAGGGUGCCACUUGGGUGCAGAUAAUGAUGGUGAUAAUGUUAAGUAUUGGUCUGUAUUUGUUGUUGUAGUAGUAGUAGCAGCAGGAGGAGUUGUGAUCGCAAUCAUGGCUGUUGUCUAAGUAGCCAGCCACAUUGUUACUGUCUUUGGCUCUUAUCGUAACUCACCCCCCCCCCCCUCCCCCCGUGUUUGUUUAGAUCCAUUCAGGUUCCUCUGAGGCAGAAGAGGAGAAUGACCCAGAUGGCUGCUUUGCGUUCCGGAGGAAGGCCGGCUGUCAGUACUACGCUGUGAGUAGAGUAGCUGCCUGCCCUCCUGUGACUCCGCUGCUCUAUUUAUAGCCCAUACGCUGCUCUUUCGGCCAGCCCCACACACACACACACAGCCAGGGCUGCCACUUUUUUCUCUUCGACGCUCUGCUGACCACAUCAACGCCUUACUGACGGAGCCUUCCCACUUUGUCUCUCUUCUCUCUCUCCUCCCUCUCUCUUCACCCUUUUUUUAUAUUUUCUGCUCUCUAUCGCUCUCUCUCUCCCCCAUGACCAAUCCCUGGUCAUCUCCCUCGCGCUCUCUCUGUCUCUCUCUGUCCCUCUCUCUCUCUCUCCCUCCCUCCCUCAGUCUCGUCUGGACCAGAGUGGUAACUGGCCAUGGGUCAGCCCCUCUGGGGGCGGUUUGGGCGACCCUCGCUUCCGCUACUGCCUCACGUCACUGACGGUGCCCCGGCGCUGCGUAGGGUUGGCAAGGCGACGCACGGGCAGAGGGGGCAGGUGAGUUCAGACGCCCUUACUGCUCCCUAGGGCUGUGUCCCAAAUGGCACCCUAUUCCCUAUGUAGCACACUACCUUUGGGCUCUGGUCUAUAGGGAAUAGGGCGCCAUUUGGGACACAUCCCAAAUCUCACCUUGAGGCUGUACUAGCCUGUUACAGUAGCUGUUCGUUUGACAGGGGAUCCUUUUUCUGUGCUGGAUGUCGUUGAGGAGAUUUAAGUUGUUUAAGCAAGUGGCGACUGUUUCUGACACACACUGCAACACGCGCACGCAGAUUGGAAACGGCUAUCAGGACUUUGAGGAAGGCUAGAACUGUAAUACUCUCGUAAUGUUACAUGCCAUUACAGCUGUGACAUUUUAUCAUGCUUAUACCCCCUGCCUGGGGCUCUGAAUUCGAUGUCUUCACAGGUCUAAAAAGUUGGGCCGUUCCAAAAUGGACCUGGGGCUUUCCCACCCGGACCCAAUAUGCGUAAAUAAUGUAUUUAAAUAUAGAGACCCGUUCCAAACAGACACGAGAAUAACUAGACCCGUUACGUAUAGACCUGGGCAGAUUCCAGACCCGGUCCAAUCCGAGUGAGGGAAGCAGCAGAAAAGUAUAUUUAUUUAUUUUAACCGAGCUGAUAGAGCGCGAGGGAGAGUUACCGGGUGGGAAAGUACUUCUUGUCUCUCAAAUACAUUGUUCCAGUUGUUGGUUAGCUAGCUAAUGAAUUUGAGCCAUAUUAGUAUAGACAUGACAUCAGUCAAAACACCUCAAAACAAGGUAUCAAUAACAAAAUUAAACGAGCUGAAGGGAGCCACCUACGAUUCCCAACACGGCAGCUUCUUGUCAUUGUUGCUAGCCAUCUGACCGUUCAGAAUAAUAACGCAUGCCUUCCGGCCACAUAGAUGCGUGCGCGUCAUUUUUGUGACGACGUCAGCCAACCCGUCUAUUGCAACUUUGACUUAUGAUUGGCCAACAAGCUACACGUGCCACGCGCCACUCUCGUGAAAAGCAAGAGCAGCAGCAUAAAUGAUACAAUGUCUAUCUCUCUCUACUGCAGCAGUCGCGUUCGGAUCUGUACGGGCCUUUCCGGAUAAGUCAGUUAAAAUUACACAUACCCGUGACAAUCAGAUCCGACCCAGACCCGUGACAUUAUUUAGAAUUCCCGGUCAGGGAUCGGGUCUCGGGUAUUCGGGUACAGGUGGAUCCGUGAAGACCUCUGCUCUGAAUAUAUCCAUUACUUACUAUCUCAUGUUGUGUAAACAGGAGUCUGUGGAUGCGUCCCAAAUGAAACCCUAUUCUGUCUAUAUACUUUUAACCACAGCAUGCGUUCCCUAUAUAAUGCACUACUUUUGACCAGGGUUGCACUAUUUUUAACCAGCGCCUUAUGGGUCCUGGUCAAAAAUAGUGCACUAUAUAGUGAAUAGGGUGCCAUGUGUUAUCAAUGCUGUGAUUGUAACAAGUCUCUCUGGUUCUGUUUCAGGGUUUUGCUGGACAGAGCACACACAGAUCUGGACAGCGUUUUCCACAGCCUGGACUCAGACCCCGAGACCGAACCACUUCAAGCCUCAUCUCCUCCCACAAGCUCUCCACUCCGCAGCGCAGCGCCUGCCAGUACCUCAGACACCAAUACCUCGGACCGAACCAAUGCUCCCAACAACCACCACCCCUCUUCUUCCUCCUCUUUGUCGCCAUCUGGGGACCUCAGUGAGAUUCUGUUGAACAUUAAGUCGUGCCGCUGGAGGCACUUUAGGCCGCGGACGCUAUCCCAUCACCCGCUGGGUGGAGGUGACAUCUCACGCUACAGAGGAUUUAGAGGAUUUACCCAGAGUACGUCCUCGGGACAGAGCAGGCUCUUGGGGAGUGGAGCUAACGCCCUCCCCCGCAAUGGCCCCGGAGCUACACCUGUCACCGGUGAGUUGUGUUGUGCUCCUCCUGCUUUGUUGUUUACGCUAGAAUUCAGGUAUUGGGUAACCUGCACAGUCCUGCUUGAGAGUACUGAAGGGUGUUUGAUUCUGUCACUCACCACUUUGCUUUAGGGGCUUUAUGCAAUGCAGGUAUAGGCAUAGUAGUAUGUGCUGUUUCUGAGUACUGGUUUGUUGUAAGUUUGCUGUGCCUCAGAGUCGAGGAAUUUCUGCUAUUCUGUUUCCCACGUAGCACCCGAUUCCCUAUAUAAUGCACUACUUAAGUUUUGACCUGGCCCGUAUACACAAAUCAUCUACGAGUAGGAGUGCUGAUCUAGGAUAAGUUUUGACUUUUAACCUCUACGGAAUCGGUGUCCCGUAUACGGGACGGUUGAGCUAACGUGCGCUAAUGUGAUUAGCAUGACUGCUGUAAGUAACAGCAAACUUUCCAGGACAUAGACAUGUCUUAUAUGGGCAGAAAGCUUAAAUUCUUGUUAAUCUAACUGCACUGUCAAAUUUACAGUAGCUACUACAGUGAACUACAACAUACAUUCACCUCUGAAAGUAAACAAUGUACUUACAUUCAGUAAUCAUGCUCUGAUUUGUCAUCCUAAGGAUCCCAGAGAUAAAAUGUAGCAUUGUUUUUUUUGAUAAAAUCCAUUUUUAUUUUCAAAUGUAGGUACUGGGUUCUACAGUUUGAACCCCUGCUUUCUCUGGCUCCACACCCACCCCGCCCGGCCAUCUACAUGUAUGACAUUCCUGGGAGUGUGUAAACUUACAUUUUGUAUUACCAUAUCAUUUUUGUAUGUUCUCUAUAGUUAUGUACUUGCACAUUUAUCAAUCGACCAAUUUGGCAAAUUUGGGCAGACUUGAUACAAAAUAGUCCAGUAUUGCAAUGCUUCACUGGAUCAAUCUGAAACUUUGCACACACACUGCUGCCAUCAAGUGGCAAAUCUAAAUUGUGCCUAAACUGCAAUAUUAUAUUGUGGCCUUUCUCUUGCAUUUCAAAGAUGAUGGAGAGAGAAAAAACGCAGGUUUAUCUUUUACCAGAUCUAAUGUGUUAUAUUCUCCUACAUUAAUUUCACAUUUCCACAAACUUGAAAGUGUUUCCUUUCAAAUGGUAUCAAGAAUAUGCAUAUCCUUGCUUCAGGUCCUGAGCUACAAUAGUUCGAUUUGGGUAUGUCAUUUUAGACGAAAAUUGAAAAAAGGGUCCGAUCCUGAAGAGGUUAAAUAAUAAUUAAUAGGGGGGAUCUGAUCCUAGAUCAGCAUUCCUACACUGAGAGAAAUAGAUAAGGCGGUUGGUUUGUUUUGACCUCGUCACAGGAGCAUUAUCUUCUUGAAAAUACAGUUUUUCUGUUCUGGCAGAGCUAUAAAGGUUUAGUGUGAAUCAGAAUGAGAGAAUUGAGCAGGCUUUGAGUGAGUGUGUGUGUGGUAUGUGGGGAGGGGUGUAAUUGGAAAAUGUCUCCAUGCAUGAAAUUGUGAGCUACCAUUGUUUCGCGUGCGCACGCCCGCGAGAGGGAGGGUGCGAAGGAGAGAGAAAUUUGCAUUUUUAAAGGCUCACUGUUUAGCUUUUCUGUAUCUGAUCCUGAUUAGGUGUUUAAUGGUGUAUUUUUCUCCUUCAGAAAGCGACGCCUCUUCUGACUGUAAACCAAAUUAA